GGCACAACAAGCUCAGCGGUCGGUCCGUUCACUCCUCUGCGCUGCUCCCACUGCAGUUCCUCCGCCGCGCAGAAAGGACGCACACCGACACUUGCCCCCCACCCCACCACCCCACCCGGCCCGACCAAGGACGGAGAAAAUGAGCUCGUCCUCCGGCGUUCACAUCGCACUGACGUGAGCAGUGUCACGGCUCUACUUUACACGCAGGAGACCCGCACUGGUGUGCCGCGUACAGAUCCCCCAGCUCGGUGUCGGACAGUCCCGCCCGCAGCCCGGACCAUGGCGGAGCGAAGUGGCCGGUUGAGUUUCCCCGGGAGCGGGGCUCUCAACAGACCGGUGCCCAUGAACCUGUUUGCAACAUGGGAGAUAGAUGGAUCCUCCCCGAACUGCAUCCCGAGAUUGUGCAGUUUGACUCUGAAGAAGCUGGUUGUGAUGAGAGAACUUGAUAAAGAGCUCAUCUCUGUGGUCAUAGCGGUUAAAAUCCAGGGCUCCAAACGGAUUUUGAGGUCCCAUGAGAUAGUGCUGCCACCCAGUGGGUCUGUGGAGACCGAUCUGGCUCUCACCUUUUCACUGCAGUACCCUCACUUCUUAAAGCGAGAAGGAAACAAGCUGCAGAUCAUGCUGCAAAGGCGAAAGAGAUACAAGAACCGAACUAUCUUGGGCUACAAGACCCUCGCAGUGGGAUCCAUUGAUAUGGCCGAGGUGAUGCAGCACCCGACAGAGGGAGGCCAGGUCCUGCCUCUCUGCAGCAACCAGAAAGAAAUGCUGGGGAAGGUGGCAGAGAUCUGGAUCUUUUCCCUGUCCAGUCAGCCAAUAGACCACGAGGAGGCAGCCCUGCAGGGAGGACAGAAGAUCAAAUGCUCCGAUAACUACUCAGAGGAAGAGUAUGAGAGCUUCUCCUCGGAGCAGGAAGCCAGCGACGAUGCUGUGCAGGGACAGGAUCUGGAGGAUGAUGAGUACGAUGUGAGGAAGCCAAAGAAGCAGAGGAGGUCGAUUGUGAGAACGCCCUCCAUCACCAGACAGCAGAACUUUAAACAGCGAGUGGUGGCUCUUCUGAAGCGGUUCAGAGUUUCAGACGAGGUGUUGGACUCAGAGCAGGACCCUGCAGAGCCGCCCCCUGAGGUGGAGGAGGAGGACCUGGACCUGGACAGUGUGGAGUUUGAGAACCCGAGUGACAGCGGCCCGGAGCUUGAUGACGACGACAGCGUCCUCAGCACACCAAAACCCAAACUCAAGCCAUAUUUUGAGGGUCUCUCCCUCUCCAGCUCUCAAACUGAGAUCGGGAGCAUCCACAGCAGCCGGAGCCACAGGGAGCCUCCCAGCCCGAUUGACCCAGAUAAAACCAAGUGUGGUGGGGCCAAAUUUCCAGAUGACAGUGUGUCUGACAAUGUCUCCUUUGAGCAGCCGGAGGCGGUUACUCCGACCACAGAGCUGGAGAUGGACAACAUGGACACAUUUUUAGAGAGACUGCCACCAAGUGGCAAAAUGACCAAGACAGAGUCCCUUAUCAUUUCAUCCAACAGGCAAGAACCAAAGUUGGCAGGGAGGCGAGGCAGGAGCACGUCACUGAAGGAGCGCCAGCCCAGCAGGCCGCAGAACGAGAGGGCCAACAGCCUGGACAACGAGCGGUCCCUAGACACACGCUGCCACCUACAGAUCCCAAGAAAGACGGUGUAUGACCAACUAAACCACAUCCUGGUGUCUGAUAACCACCUCCCUGACAGCAUCAUUCUCAUCAACACAUCGGACUGGCAGGGCCAGUAUCUUUCAGAUAUGCUGCAAAACCACCAUCUACCAGUGGUCUGCACCUGCACCACAGCCGACAUCCAAGCUGCGUUCAACACCAUCGUCUCCCGCAUACAGAGAUUUUGCAACUGUAACUCCCAGACGCCCAUUCCCAUAAAGAUCGCAGUGGCUGGAGCGCAGCACUAUCUCAGUGCUGUUCUGAGGCUUUUUGUGGACCACCUUUCCCAUAAGACCCCUGACUGGCUCGGCUACAUGAGGUUCCUUAUCAUCCCUUUAGGCACACAUCCAGUCUCCAAAUAUCUCGGCACUAUUGACUAUCGAUACAACAGUUUGUUCCAGGACGCAGCUUGGAGGGACCUGUUUCACAAACCAGAAGCUCCUGUUGUUGCCCAGGAGAACCCAGACGUAGUGUCAAGGGUAACUCAGUACAUGAUGGGAGCUAACGGAGCUCACCAGCUUCCCAUCGCAGAGGCCAUGCUCACCUACAAACAGAAGAGGAAAAAGAGCUUUCAUUUUGAUUUUGCAGUAAGUCUCUCUGUUUCUUCCCUGGGGGGGCGAUGGCAGGUUUCCUCAAGCCCUGAUGAGGACUCAUGUCAGAAAUUCAUCCCUUUCAUUGGUAUGGUGAAAGUCGGCAUCGUGGAGCAAACAUCUGCAACAUCAGGAGAUUCUGAUGACGCAGCACCUCUGGGUUCCUCGCUGCUCUCGUCCACUCCCCCACAAAUAUCACCCGCUCUCAAAGAGGCGUCGCCCACCCCACCUUCCUCUCCCUCCGUCACCACUAGCUUCUGUGCUUACAGUUCUGUAGGUCAGACGGAACUGAUGGGCCUUCAGGUGGACUACUGGGUGGCUCCGACAGAAAGGAAGAAAGACAUGGAGAAGCGGGACUCCUCCUCCAAAAACACUCUGAAGUGCAAUUUCCGCUCGCUGCAGGUCAGCCGGCUGCCACUGGGGGGCGCAGAGCCGAGCCCCCAGCCCACCAUGUCCAUGACUGUGGUGACCAAGGAGAAGAAUAAGAAGGUCAUGUUCCUGCCAAAAAAGAGCAAAGACAAGGAGGUAGAGUCGAAGAGUCAAGUGAUCGAGAGCAUCAGCCGGCUCAUCUGCACUGCCAAGCAACAGCAGACCAUGCUGAGAGUAUUGAUUGACGGCGUCGAGUGGAACGAUGUCAAGUUUUUCCAGCUGGCGGCGCAGUGGUCCUCGCACGUCAAACACUUUCCCAUCGGGAUCUUUGGACACACAAAAGGCCCUUACUAGCAGCACCUAAGAGACUGAAACACUGAGGACAGCUCCCCCCCUCUCUUCCCUUUCCCUUGUGCCAACAGCUUUUAACCCCCCUCCUCCCUACUUUCCCCCUGCACACUUCUUCUAUUCUAUUGUCUUAAUUUAAACUCCUGCUUUCACCUGUUGCAUUUGUCCGAUUAUUUAAUCUUUUGCGUGUUUUUUUUAAUUUUCUAUUUAUGUAAAAACGUCUCGAGGCAAUGCUGCCAUGGGAAUAUUUCUUUACCCAGCUUUUUAAAAGAAGAAAUCCUGCUGAUGUUUUAUAGACUUUUGAGAAGAAAAAAAAACCUAAUUAAAUAAUAAUUAGAAAUUACUUCUAACCUUUAACAUACUGUAUGAGUGCCCAGGUUUCACCCUCUGCCAUCAUUUUUUAUUUUAUUUGGUGAGGCACAGUACAUUUAAUCAAGAAUAUAUUUUAAAAAAACUAAACAAGAGCAGAUGCCUUGUAAUGAAGUGGAAGAGGUCAUGGUCAUCUUAUUUCCCAAUCAUGAUGAAGACAUUUUUGGAUUCUCAACUUCUGAGACUGUUGUCGAUUUGUUGUCUUAAUCCUGAAGAAGAAAAAUUAAACGGCCCCAGACCUUUGGCUCUCUGCACUCAAUGAAGAAGUCUAAUGUGCAAUAGGCUGAAUACUGUGUGAAUGCAAUUCUGAAUAAUAACCUGGCACUGUUAGGAGAUUACACACUGCUCUUAGUUGUGAUUUUCAAUCUAUGUAACCCCCCUCUUCUUCAUUACUUUCUCCUCCUGGUAAAUUGGCUUGAGGUUUGAAGAGUUUUUCUCCAAAGUGAGAAAUGUAAUUAGAAAAGUCAGACACACUUGCUUUUUAAAAAAAUGAUUAAUAGCACAAAAUUAACUACUUUAUGGACGGAAUUACACACUUAAAGGAAUACACUGGCAUUUUGGGAAAUACGUUUAUUUGCUUUCUUGCCGGGAGAUAGAUGAGAAGAUCAAUAACGCUUUAAAGUCUGUACGGCAAAUAUAGGUAGAACCAGCAGCUUAGCUUAACGGGGGUAAACAGCUAGCCGAGCUCUGCCCAAGGAUAACAAGAUCCUUACCAGCACCUCUAAAGCUAACUGAUUAUCACGUCAUAUCUUUAAUCCGUACAAAAACAACAAGUAUAAAAGUAUAACAACAAGUAUAAAAACGACAAGUUGCGGUUGUAUGGGGGGGUUUACAGGAAAUAGUCCGGCACAUAACCCACUGGAAAACCACAACUUGUCGUUUUUAUGGUUUUUGUAUGGAUUACACAAAAGGGAAAUAAAAUACGGACAGAGCUAUGCUAGCUGUUUCCCCGUUUCCAGUCUUUAUGCUAAGCUAAGCGAACCGGCUGCUUACUAACAGCUAGCCUGGCUCUGAUCAAAAGUAACAAAAUCUGCCUACCAGCAUCUGUAAAGCUCACUACUUUUAAUUCACACAUUAUAUCUCCUUUGUUUGAGUCGUUCAAAUACUGAGCCAGACUAGCUGUUUCCCUGUUUCUAGGAAUGGCUCAAUACCACUUCUUCAUGUCCGAUACCAAUACGGACGCUGACACCUUGAGUAUCCAUCGAUACUGAUAUCAGUCCGAUACUUUCUGGGGCCCUAGCCUCAAAUGUUUUUUCAAAAGCCUCAAAUCUUUUUGGCUUUUAAAUUAACUUCAACUUCGUGCCAUUUCCUCUCGGUCUCUCUGACUGGACCGAAUCAAAGGAGUAAAAGUUCUAUUGCUAGGGAGAUAUCGCCAUCUAUUACAGUGUUAUGGCAUUGAUUCACAUAUAGCAGAUUUGUCAGCAAAACAUUCAUGCUGUGAACUCUACUCCAGCAUACUUCAGCAAAAACAGGUUUCAAGUUACACCUCAUCUCUACCCUACUUAUGUGAACUUAAAAAUAGUAACAUCAGACAGAUUUUGCCUCUUUUUAGGUGGCAGGAGUGAAAAUUUUGCAUCCUCAAUAUUUGUUGUGUUCUACAGGAUGAUCACUUUUUCUGGGCAACUAUGAUGUUUUUUCCCAAAUGAUGUACAGAUUUUUUAGGCAUAUUAUCUCAACUGGCUUUAAAAACAGUGCAUAUAGCUGCUGCAAAUGAGAAAAGAUAUCCCUGGGGAAUUUGGGCUAAGCUCUGCCCCUGAUCAACACUUCUCUACCUGUAUCCAGUCUUUCUGCUAAACUAACCUAAUUGCUGGCUGUAGCUUCAUAUUAACUCUCAGCAACAAAGCAAAUACUCCCCAAAAUGUCUAUUUAAGCUUGGUUUAUAUUUUAGAUUUAGAUUUUACAGAGUGGUUUCUCUGUAUUAAUUAGCUUGCUGACGUUUAUUUUAAAAAGAACUCUUCGUCCUCAAGCCCCACACUCCUCUGACACACUCCAUAUCUUUUGCUAAAAGCAAAUGUUACUUUUGCCAAAGGAAUACUCAUCAACUGCAGCUCACUCGUUACCUGUGUGGUAUUAUAGAAGACUUCAUAAUGUAGAGGUGAAUGUAUUGAAGGUACCUUAAUGUAAAGCACUUUUAAAUGUUUGUCCAUUAUAGAGUAGUGUGUUAUAAACCUACCCGGGAACCUGCAGGUAUGACUGACUGAGGUUCACAGAGGCACAUGGACAGACACUGUAUCUGUCUUUAUAUCUGAGCUGAACAACAGCACAAGCAGUGGUGUUCAUGGCAUAGUUUAUAUGCAAAGCAAACCAAGCACCUGCAUCCUCUCAGCGCUGUGUAAUAUCACUUUAUGCUCAGUGUGUGAGGCCUCGUUGGACUAUUUAGAUUUUAGUUUAAUAUUCUGUAAGGUUAGUCUAGAAUGUGUUUGUGAUGUUAAUUCAAAAAUCUUCUGUUCUGUAGAUUUUGCUCAAUCUUUUGUUGACUGUUAAGCAUAAAACUAAAAAAAAAAAAGUAUUUUGCUUAUAAAAAAUUCUUUCAGUAGCAGUUUCAUCAUAACCUUUGCCAAUUUCUUGAUAAGUGCCUAAAUUGCUUAAUUUUGACAAAUCAACAGAAAUUUUUUGUCCCUGGCUAACAUGGUGCUGAUACUGGUCUGACAACAACAGAAUAUCUCAAUACAGUGCAUUGAUUUUUGCAGGUUAAACACAUGCAGUCAAGCUUGUUAACUGGACUGAGGGAGAAUCACGCGCUGGACAGUCGGCUCUCAAACAUGGGUUUUAAAUAAUUAAAAGAACACCACAGCCCAUUAGUGUUGAGCAUAUAUUUGUUUCUCUAUAUAGAAGAUGUUUUAGAUGUUUUGGUUUUUUUCAUGUUGUCUCAGAGAAAGGCUUGUUGAAACUGAACGUUCCCUAAAGACUACCACUGUAAUCCCAAAACUUGGAGUAAUAAAACUACUAUACACACUAAAAUUUA
Messenger RNA from Dicentrarchus labrax (European seabass), 6325 nucleotides. RefSeq names its product phosphofurin acidic cluster sorting protein 2 (gene pacs2). Lineage: Eukaryota; Metazoa; Chordata; Actinopteri; Moronidae. Gene Ontology annotation, molecular function: transmembrane transporter binding. The record is from RefSeq and is a predicted model, not a curated record. The transcript has 26 exons. Bases 280 to 2997 code for a protein of 905 amino acids. Gene Ontology annotation, biological process: protein localization to plasma membrane.